UUAGCCAGGGAAACACCCUGGUCUAUUAUAAAAAGGAACGAUGAGUAAGAAGCGAUUCACGUUCCUCUCGUCUUGGUAAUUAUAGUUUAGACCUAGACGCCUUUAAAGCUGUGGCUGCACUGUUUUGCCUGCCUUUUUCGAAGCGACUCCCAGGGUAUGUACUGUAUUUCACUACUUUGAUCUUCUAAUCUUCCGUCACCUUUUCGAUUCUCUGUUCGUUUUGUCAAACGUGGUAACUACUGAAAGCAAAUAAACUAUUAAGAAUUCUCUCUCAGUAGUUUAUUUUGGUUUAAUUGUUUGAGUUGCAAGUUUGUGUGUUUAGGAUCAAUCUUCAAGAUCAAAUGGAGUGUGACCGUACUUUGUCACCGUCUCUAUUAAACCGACUUUCAUACGAUUUACGUUUUUCCUAUUUUCAUGCUUUGACUUUAUUUACAUUCUUUAGUUUUUACUUUUCCAUAAGUCUUUUACUUUUAGGAUUUUUAACGCCAUUAUAUAAGGCAUAGUCUCGAUGACUUUAAUAAUAAGAAUCAAGUUUUAAAAUCAUCUCUAUCUCUUAUUACUUUCUGCACAAGGAACACAAUUAUCAUCAACGUUCUUAGGUUCUCUGAGCUGAUCCUCUUCUUUAGUGGUCAUCUCUAAGAUCUUUGAAUACCCUUCCUUCUAACCUGCAAGUAGGGUUACUAGUUUGGGACUUCUACUCGGAUAUCCUAUCUCAUGGAGAAACAAUCUGACAAGAAGAUUACUUGGAUGAUUAAAACUUUCUCCUCUUUGCAAUCCGAGAUAGUCCAGUCUGAUAUAGUCGUGGUGGGUCGCUGCAGAUGGCGUCUAAAGGCAUACCCCAAAGGAGAUAAUAAGGCUUAUCAUUUCUCUCUGUAUCUCGGCGUUGCUGAUUCUGAAUAUUUGCCUCUUGGAUGGAGAAGGCACGCUAAAUUUUCCCUUACCGUAGUAAAUCAGUUUACGGAAAAACUGUCCCAACUUGGAGAGACGCAACAGUGGUUUGAUAAGACAAAUCCUGUCUGGGGGUUUUCAGAAAUGAUUUCCCUUGACGAACUUCAUGACAAAGAAGGAUUUCUAGUUAAUGGAGAAGUAAAAAUUGUUGUGAAGGUUGAUGUUCUUGAAGUUCAAGGUAAAGUAGAUGUAUCAGAGGAAUCUUCACCAGUAAUGGAAACCAUAGAUGUCAAUGGGUUUCAAGUCCUUCCUUGGCAGGUAGAAUCUGUGAACCGUAUGUUUGAAAAACACCAAGAUAUUGCAUCAAACUUUCGUCCAAAGAAUCCAUAUCUAAAGACGGCGUACAUGAAUGUCCUCCUAAGCUUAACCCAGACGAUAUGUCAUUCGCCUUGGGAAAUCUCCAAUGAUGAUCUGGCAGAGGAAUAUGCUGCUCUAUCAUACUUGACAGCUGAGGGGUUUCAGUUGGAUUGGUUGGGGAAGAAACUUGAUGAAGUUAAGGAAAAGAAGCAGAAAGAAAAAGCUUGUUUGGCUCAGCUUCAAGAACUGGAGGAAGAACUAAAGCCAUUGAAGCGGAAGUAUUCAGAAAUGGAAGCUCAAAUGGACAAGGUGAAGGCUGAGUUAUCUGCAGCUAAAUAUCCUGUCUCCGUGUACAAUUAAGAUGUUGUCUGAAGAUUUGAGUUCUUAGGGUACUUGGAUUUAAAUUCUCGUAGGUGUUCCGGUUUGUUUGCUUGCAUCU
Raphanus sativus (radish) is the source of this 1684-nucleotide messenger RNA. RefSeq names its product MATH domain and coiled-coil domain-containing protein At2g05410-like. The coding region runs from base 715 to 1605 and encodes 296 amino acids. Gene Ontology annotation, molecular function: protein binding. NCBI's taxonomy places the organism in Eukaryota, Viridiplantae, Streptophyta, Magnoliopsida, Brassicales, Brassicaceae. The transcript is spliced from 4 exons. The record is from RefSeq and is a predicted model, not a curated record.